GAAGGGGGGCGUUGGAAAUAUCAAAUAUCUAUAAUGAUAUAUAAAAAUGAUAUUGAUAAUAUAAUCAAGUUACGUCGGAGGGUAAAGUGGUAAUUUCACAAUGCAGACUUUGGGCUCUCAAUAUAUGCGGCAAAUUCAGAGCCAAACCGUCCAAGUCCACCCGCCACAUAAGUCUUCAAACGGAGCCUUGUCUAGCGAAUGGGAGGCGGCCGCGUCAUGCUCCUCGCGGCUUUGUUUCUCCUCCUCCUGACGCCGGCGGCUUAUGGCGGUGGAGGAGGUAGAAGUGGCGGCGGAGAGUUCAGCGAAGGACAUCGGAAACUCUCGGGGAUUAUCAUUCCAGGUUUCGCGUCCACUCAGUUGCGGGCGUGGUCGAUCUUGGACUGUCCGUACUCGCCUCUGGAUUUCAAUCCCCUCGAUUUAGUCUGGCUUGACACUACCAAGCUUCUUUCUGCUGUAAAUUGUUGGCUGAAGUGUAUGUUACUAGAUCCUUACAACCAGACAGAUCAUCCUGAGUGCAAAUCACGCCCGGAUAGUGGUCUUUCAGCUAUUACGGAGCUUGAUCCAGGCUAUAUUACUGGGCCUCUCUCGUCAGUGUGGAAAGAAUGGGUGAAGUGGUGUAUUGAAUUUGGUAUUGAAGCAAAUGCUAUAAUUGCAGUUCCAUAUGACUGGAGACUGCCACCUGCCAAACUUGAGGAGAGGGAUCUUUAUUUUCAUAAAUUGAAGUUUACAUUUGAAACUGCUCUUAAGCUUCGUGGUGGGCCUGCAUUAGUUUUUGCUCAUUCGAUGGGCAAUAAUGUAUUCAGAUACUUCUUGGAAUGGUUGAAAUUAGAAAUUGCUCCUAAAGAGUAUGUCAAAUGGCUGGAUGAACACAUUCAUACUUAUUUCGCUGUUGGUGCUCCACUUCUUGGAGCAACUGAGACUGUUAAAGCAACAUUAUCAGGAGUUACAUUUGGUCUUCCUGUUUCUGAGGGAACAGCUCGACUUAUGUUCAACUCAUUUGGCUCUUCAAUAUGGAUGAUGCCAUUUUCCAAACACUGUAGAUCAGAUAAUGCAUAUUUGAGGCAUUUAUCGACUGGCAGAAAGAAGCAUUUUUCUUAUAGCUGUGAUGACCUUGAGUUUCAAACAGACUACUCUGGAUGGCCAACUAACAUAAUCAAUAUUGAGAUUCCUUCUAGUCGAGGAGAUGAAGCUUAUCCUUCACUCAUGGGAACUGCACAUGUUAAUGCAUCUGACCUGGAAUGUGGAUUUCCAACUCAGUUGUCCUUUUCUGCUCGAGAAGUUUCGUCUGGGACCUUCUUCAAAACUAUAGCUGAUUAUGACCCUGACAGUCAAAGACUUAUGCACCAACUGGAAGAGUCAUAUCACAAUGAUCCAGUUCUCAAUCCUUUAACUCCAUGGGAGAGACCACCUCUAAAGAAUAUCUUUUGCAUUUAUGGAAUAGAUUCAAAAACAGAGGUUGGUUAUUAUUUUGCACCAAGUGGAAAGCCUUACCCGGAUAACUGGAUAAUAACUGAUGUGAUAUAUGAAAUGGAAGGAUCUUUAUAUUCCAGGUCAGGAGAUCUGGUUGAAGGAAAUCCUGGUCCAACAAGUGGGGAUGAAACGGUACCAUACCAUUCUCUCUCUUGGUGCAAGAACUGGCUAGGAUCAGAAGUGAACAUUACAAGGGCUCCUCAGUCAGAACACGAUGGUUCCGAUGUUCAAGUGCAGUUAGAUGUCGAACGCCAGCCUGACAUGGAUAUAAUUUCUAAUAUGAAAAAAUCUCCAAGAGUGAAGUACAUAACUUAUUAUGAAGACUCUAAAACUUUGCCAGGGAAGCGAACAGCGGUUUGGGAGCUUGAUAAAGCAAACCACAGGAAUAUUGUUAGAUCAUCAGUGCUGAUGCGGGAGCUAUGGCUUGAGGUGUGGCACGAUAUGCAUCCCGACAAAAAGUCCAAAUUUGUCACCAAAGCAACUCGUGGACCUCUGAGGGACGACGAUUGCUAUUGGGACUAUGGAAAAGCUCGAUGUGCAUGGCCAGAACACUGUGAAUACAGAUACCUUUUCGGAGAUGUUCAUUUAGGCCAAAGCUGCCGGCUAAAAAACUCCUCUGCUGAUCUGUUAUUGAAAUAUGUAUGAACCCCAAGAUGCCACUUUCCAGGUACCCUCAACCUUAUUAUUCUGGACGCUUCGACCCAUAUCUAAUCAUGAUCUUGCAAUAAUGAUUUAUUCUUAUAAUUUGUUUAAUUAGUUAAGAGAGAUUUAUUAUAUCCUUAAAAUGGUUGUAAAUUUUGAAAGUCGUUUUCUCAUACGCGUGUAGCUUGUAGAUAUUAUUUAGUAGAGAAUUGGUGUC
Andrographis paniculata is the source of this 2329-nucleotide messenger RNA. RefSeq names its product phospholipid--sterol O-acyltransferase. The coding region runs from base 199 to 2115 and encodes 638 amino acids. Gene Ontology annotation, biological process: lipid metabolic process. Gene Ontology annotation, cellular component: cytoplasm. The transcript is spliced from 16 exons. NCBI's taxonomy places the organism in Eukaryota, Viridiplantae, Streptophyta, Magnoliopsida, Lamiales, Acanthaceae. The record is from RefSeq and is a predicted model, not a curated record.